Artibeus jamaicensis (Jamaican fruit-eating bat) is the source of this 433-nucleotide messenger RNA. RefSeq names its product 39S ribosomal protein L51, mitochondrial-like. Bases 50 to 433 code for a protein of 127 amino acids. Lineage: Eukaryota; Metazoa; Chordata; Mammalia; Chiroptera; Phyllostomidae. The record is from RefSeq and is a predicted model, not a curated record. Gene Ontology annotation, biological process: translation. The transcript has a single exon. Gene Ontology annotation, molecular function: structural constituent of ribosome. Gene Ontology annotation, cellular component: mitochondrial large ribosomal subunit.
AGCACUCUGUGCUAGGGUGGUGUGCUAUUGUAGGGGAGAGACGAGAACAAUGGCAGGGAGCCUCGCUGUGGCUACAGGAAGGCGCCUGUGGAGCUGGGUGCCCCUGGCCUGCAGAAGCUUCUCUCUGGGUGUUCCUGGAAUUUAUUUUGUAAGGGUCAUGGUCCCACCUCACAAAGCGGUUGAUCGUUGGAAGAAGAAGAGGGCCAUGUUCAGUGUGUAUGAUAACAUCGGGAUCUUGGGAAAUUUUGAAAUGCAUCCCAAAGAACUAAUCAGGGAGCCCAGGUGGCUUCGAGGCUGGAAGGGGAAUGACUUGCAGCAUUGUAUCCGAAAGAAGAAAAUGGUCAGAAAUUGGAUGUUCUUUGAUGACCUGCACAACCUUAACAAACGCAUCAGCUAUCUCUACAAACACUUUAACCCACGUGGAAAGUUCUGA